This is a messenger RNA of Capronia epimyces CBS 606.96, 1491 nucleotides long. Its product is annotated as NAD-dependent aldehyde dehydrogenase. The coding region runs from base 1 to 1491 and encodes 496 amino acids. The record is from RefSeq and is a predicted model, not a curated record. The transcript has a single exon. Gene Ontology annotation, molecular function: aldehyde dehydrogenase (NAD+) activity. NCBI's taxonomy places the organism in Eukaryota, Fungi, Ascomycota, Eurotiomycetes, Chaetothyriales, Herpotrichiellaceae.
AUGUCCGGUCUGCCACACAUAUCGAAUUGGGUGGAUGGCACGCACGCCCUGCCGGCGGCGGAGCGAGUGGAGGUGAUCAAUCCUGCGACCGAGGCGGUCAUCGGCACGGUGGACGCGACGAGCCGGGCGACGGUGGACGCCAUCAUCCAGGAGUCGCUGGCGUCGUUCCGGCGCGGGCGGUGGUCACGGGCGGAAGCGUCGGAGCGGUACGCGGUGCUGAGCAAGGCGGCGGCGCUGCUGCGGGCACGCAUCCCGGAAUUCGUCGAGCUGGAAACCGAGCAGACGGGCCGGCCGGUGCGCGAGAUGCGUGCGCAGCUCGCGCGCAUCCCGGAGUGGCUGGAGUACUUUGGGUCGCUGGCGCGGGUGCACGCCGGCCAGGUGACGCCGUUCAAGGGCCCCGUGGUCAACACGCUGACGCGGCAGCCGUUGGGCGUGGUGGCGCAGAUCACACCGUGGAACCAUCCGCUGCUGAUCGCCACCAAGAAGAUCGCGGCCGCCCUGGCCGCCGGCAACGUGGUCGUGGUCAAGCCGUCUGAGCUGGCGCCCCUGUCGGUGCUCCGCCUCGGCUCCCUAUUCCAGGAGGCCGGCCUGCCCGACGGCACGCUGCAGAUCGUCUGCGGCUACGGGCGCGACACCGGCAGGUUCCUCUGCGAGCACCCGGCCUUGGCCAAGAUCGACUUGACCGGCGGCCUGGCCACCUACCGGGCCAUCGCCCCGGCCGCCGCCCUGAACAUGAUUCCCAUCACCGCCGAGCUCGGCGGCAAGGCUCCCGUGUGCCUGUUCCCGAGCCUGGACGUCGACCACGCCGUCAAGGCCGCUCUGUUCGCGAGCUUCAUCGCGAGCGGCCAGACCUGCGUCACCGGCAGUCGGCUACUCGUCCACCAGGACAUCUACGACCCGUUCGUCGCUCGCUUGGAAUCGAGAGUCCGAGCCCUGCGGGUGGGCGACCCCACCGACGUCCACACCCAGAUUGGCUCCGUCAUCUCCCGCGCCUCGGUCGACAGGUGCGCCGCCUUUGUCGACCGGGCCGUCAAGGAGGGCGGCCGGCUCAUCUGUGGCGGGAAGCCGACCGACGUCGACGGCAAGGGCUUCUUCUUCCAGCCCACCGUCAUCGAGACGCACCCGGGCUCGGACUUGUCAUGCAACGAGGUCUUUGGGCCUGUCAUCGCCCUCCUCAAAUGCUCUUCCGAGGAGCAUAUCGUCCAAGUCGCCAACGACAGUGCUUUUGCCCUGGGCGCUUCCGUCUGGACCAACGACUUUUCCCAGGCACAUCGAGUGGCGGACAAGAUUGAGGCUGGCAUCGUGUGGAUCAACGGCCAUCAUCUCAACGACCCGUCAUCCCCUUGGGGCGGGUUCAAGGAGAGCGGCAUGGGCAAGGAGAACGGCCUGGAGGCGUUCGAGAGCUACACUAAGGUCAAGAGCACCGUCAUCAACUACGGCAUUCCUCCCACUUGGUUCGACGAUGAGAUCGAAAACGCCCGCUACGGCUGA